This is a messenger RNA of Leptopilina heterotoma, 2495 nucleotides long. Its product is annotated as glycoprotein endo-alpha-1,2-mannosidase. Lineage: Eukaryota; Metazoa; Arthropoda; Insecta; Hymenoptera; Figitidae. The coding region runs from base 417 to 1832 and encodes 471 amino acids. The transcript is spliced from 5 exons. The record is from RefSeq and is a predicted model, not a curated record. Gene Ontology annotation, molecular function: alpha-mannosidase activity. Gene Ontology annotation, cellular component: Golgi apparatus.
AUGUGUGAAAUGUGUCAAAAUUCUCUUGUGUUCUCUCAUUGUCUCUCCUCUCUCAUGGAAUUUAUUCGCGAAUUGCGCCAUUAAAUACUUCCAAGUAUUUCAAUAAUAGGUUUACUAUAAUUUUCACACCAUUUUUCGCAUUAAAUCGCAUAAUUUUCUGCAUUUUUUUUUGCCAAAGUGGAUUAUUUCAGAUCUACAAUUUGUGAUACAGACAAAAGUGCUUUUCUUGAAAGUGGAUAUUAUAAAAUAUUCAGAUUUUAUAGUGAAAAUCUUUUUAAAAAUUAGUGUAUUAGUGAAUAGGGUUUAAAGAAAGUGUUUAAAGUGCAAAUUACAAAAGGUUCCAAAUUAUAAUCCAGCAUCUUUUUGAAUAAACUGAAAAUUUAAAUAAUAUACGAGUUUUUAAAAAAAAAACAAUCAUGAUACUGACUGGGGUUAUGACAGCAGUUUCUUUAAGAAGAUGUUUUUAUUUGUCCGCUGUGGUUUUGGUGCUCUCGACAUUAAUGGCAGCAGUUAUAAUUGUGAAAUUAACACCUUUAGAAUCAAUUAAAUGUCAACCACAUCCAGUAACUCCGGGUGUUGAAUGGAGUACAAUUGUAAAUCAACAAAUUGAUCCUAUAACAACACCGAAAGUAAUUGAAAAUAAUCAAAAGGAAAUGAAUAACAGGAGAUAUAAUGAAAUGAGGGAGAAAAUUGUUCAAAAUAAAAUUGCUCGCAUGUCAAGGCGAAUGAGAAAUAAAAUUCUUCCAUUAUUAAAUAGUUCCGUUAUUGUCGAGCCAAAUUACAAUAUUCAUAUAUUUUACUAUCCUUGGUAUCGAUCUAAGGAAUACGAUGGAUUUUGGAAGCACUGGAAUCACGAGUAUUUGCCAAAUUGGAAGAAAAAUGAUAAGAGAAUCUUUCCACAAGGGCAUCAUGAUCCACCGGCUGAUAUUGGCUCUAAUUUUUAUCCCGAUUUGGGCUGUUACAGUUCUUUCGAUCCAAAGGUGAUCGAUUUGCAUAUGAAGCAGUUAAAAGAAACGGGAAUUGGCGUUGCAAUUGUUUCAUGGACUCCACAAACAGUAGCCGAUAAUACAGACGUACUAAUGCCAGAUUUAUUGGAUGCAGCUCAUCGUUAUCAAUUAAAAGUUGCACCGCAAAUAGAACCAUACGAGGGAAGAAAUCCAAUUAAUUUAUUGGACCACAUAAAAUAUUUAUUCACAAAUUAUGGAUCGCAUCCAGCACUCUACAGACUAAAGAGAGAGGACGAUGGAGCAAUAUUGCCGGUUAUUUACAUUUAUGACUCGUACGUAUUUCCAUCCACUGCUUGGUGGGAAUUAUUAUCGGAGAGGGGGAAUUUAACUUUGAGAGGCUCGGAAAUGGAUGCAUUUUAUAUAGGUUUAUUAGUAGAAUCGCAGCAUAAAAGUCAUAUUAAAAAAUCACAUUUUGAUGGAUUUUAUACGUACUUUGCGGUAAAUGGCUUCAGCUACGGAAGCACCUGGAAGAAUUGGAAGGAUUUGAAUAAAUUCGCCAUUCAAAAUAAACUUCUUUUUAUACCAAGCGUUGGACCCGGCUAUGCCGAUACACAGGUACGUCCUUGGAAUGCGGAUAAUACAAGACCACGUCGUCAUGGACAAUAUUAUGAAGUUGCAUGGAGAACGGCACUAAAUAGCGGAGCAACGACAAUUUCAAUAACUUCGUUUAACGAAUGGCACGAAGGAACACAAAUAGAACCGGCCAAACCAGCAAGUAAUAAAGAUUUUAAUUAUUUAGAUUAUGAACCAGAAGGACCUAAUUUUUAUCUGAAUUUAACAAAAUGGUGGGUUCAACAAUUCACGGUAAAAUACAAAGCUCAAUAAGUAUUAACAAUUAUUAUUAUUAUUCUAAUCUAUUUUAAUCUUCUACAGAAAAAAAAACUUUUAUCCAUUCAUCAUCAAGCAUAUCUGUUACAGAUAAAAUUCAUCAUGUCUCUCUGAUAUAAAACAUUUCUCUUCAAUAUUUAGAAAUUUUUCUUCUUUUUCUCCAAUUUUUUCCCUCUCACGAAAAAAUGGAAAAAUUUCAAAUAUUCAAGAGAAAGACUAUUUUUACCGAUUUAAAUAUAAAAAUAUAAAGGUAUUGAGAAACCGGAGAUUCGGGCAAGAAUAAUCGAUACUUUUCAGUCAACUAACUUUGAUUAAUUUUGAUACAAUAAAAUUUAUUAUUUAAUAAUUACAAUUAUAAUUAUAAUUAUAUUUAAUAAUUAUAUUGUUUUAAAAUUUUUUCUUUGUUAAUUGAUUUUGAGAGUCAAUUUUUCUUGUCCUAAUUAUUAUAAUAUAUCAACAAAGUGAUAAAUUCCUCAUAAUAUUGAUGAAUUUAAUAAUUUUUCGAAAAAUAACAGAAACAUUUUUUCUCUAACAUAAAUUAAAAUUCGUCUUUUAAAAAAAAUAUUUAUAAACAGCCAACAGUGUAUUGCUUUAUAGUCAGUAAAACAAUUAUAAAAUAAUUAACAAUAUCGAAAAGAACUUGACUUUUGUAAAUUGAAA